AUGGAGAGAGAAAAGAGGAAUGACACGUCCUUCUCCAGGAAGAGAAGUUUCACUUUUGGGGCGUAUGGAGGUGUGGACAGAUUCACAUGUGGAGAUGAAACAAGACCUGAAUCUGCAGAAGACAACAUACUGGACAUCCUGGACUCUCCUGCCAGUGAGAGCAAGCCUUUCCUCUCAUCCAGCAGCAACCAGAAGGACACAGAGCUGUUUGAAAUCAUUGAAAAGCUGCAGGGCAGCAGGAUCGAUGAGCAGCGGUGUGAAUUCCCUCUGCCUCUGAAGUCUCAGCUUUUAACAAUAGGUGGAGAACUGCCGCUCAUUCUCCCUUCAAAGUCAGGGGGCUACUGGAUAGACCCCUCACUGGAGAGGCUUGUAGAUGUGAGUCCAACCUCUUCCCACCAUGGCCUUGAUCCAGAGAGCUACGACAUCAUGGAAAGAGACAGAGAGGCCAAAAUCUACCACGAGUUCUUCUGCUCAAGGUACCAUCAUUCAUUCACAGCAGUGGAUGCAUCUCUGGGGCCGCUGGUUCUCUCUGUGUGUUUGGAGGAAGAGGAGAAUAAGCUACGGGUGAUACUAAGAAUGAAGGAGUGCUCUUUGCAUGGGGUUUUCUCCGUGUCUCUCUUCCCUAACAUCCCAUCUGCUGUUGAAUUAGCAAAGAUGCUCUGUGACAGAGUGACUGUCUCAAAGUUUGAAGUGGUCAGCUACCUCAAGGCUCCAGAACUCAUAACUGCAUUUGAUGAACACAGAGUGUCUCCUAAUUUCAAGUUUGGCGUUUUGUACCAGAAGGAUGGGCAGUUCACCGAGGAGGACAUACUCAGUAACAACGACGAAAGCGAAGAGUUUAAAGAGUUCCUGUCCGUUUUGGGAGAGACAAUUCAGCUGCAAGGCUUUACCGGGUUCAGGGGUGGACUGGAUGUGUGUCAUGGUCAGACAGGAAGUGAAGCAGUCUUCACUUCCUUUCAUGGAAGAGAAAUCAUCUUCCAUGUUGCAACUAAACUGCCUUUCACAGAGGGGGACCAACAGCAGUUACAAAGAAAAAGACACAUUGGUAAUGACAUUGUAGCUUUGGUCUACCAGGAGGGCCAAACCCCUUUUCUAUCUGAUGUUAUCAAGUCUCACUUUCUGCACUGUUUCGUGGUGGUGCGGAGGAUUCAGAGGGGGGAGGAGACAGGUGGAGCUGCGUACCAGGUGUGUGUCACAGCCAGAGAGGAUGUUCCUCCUUUUGGUCCAGUCAUCCCACAUCCUCCCGUCUUCACAGAUCGCUCUGUCUUGAGAGAAUUCCUUCUGACCAAGCUCAUCAAUGCAGAGAUUUCCUGCUAUAAGGCUGAGCGCUUCAGCAAAUUAGAGCUCCGGACUCGUUCGUCGCUCCUAGAGAGCUUGCAGGCUGAACUCUCCACUCGUUCCCAGUGCAUGAUGGGGGAUCCAUCACUCUCUGCUUUCCCCUCUUCUGAGGGUGUACGGGGGGCAUCUGAGGGGAGCGGAGGAUUCAUUGAAAAUUUUAAGAGAGCCAUCAGAGUCCGGAGCCAUUCUUUUGAGACUCUUGGAGUACCCAGGAAGACAGGUAGCAGUGCAUCACAGAAGCCAAAGACAGAGAAAGAUGGAGAGAGUGACAAAUCUCCCGCUGACAGUUUGGGACCAGCUGAAGUCAAAGAUCAAGCAAGUCCUCAAGAGGAGACAUAG
Molecule: messenger RNA, 1677 nt
Organism: Seriola dumerili (greater amberjack)
Lineage: Eukaryota; Metazoa; Chordata; Actinopteri; Carangiformes; Carangidae
Gene: rap1gapl
Product: rap1 GTPase-activating protein 1-like
Exons: 19
Coding region: 1-1677 (558 amino acids)
Biological process (GO): activation of GTPase activity; regulation of small GTPase mediated signal transduction
Cellular component (GO): cytoplasm
Molecular function (GO): GTPase activator activity
Source: RefSeq, a predicted model, not a curated record